AUGGACCUUUUGGAUAACCUUGAAGAUCGCGGGGGCAGAAAGUUCGAAGUCCAGUACAACACACAGAUCAUUGAUAGAGAUACACAGCAGGAUGUGGACAGUGAAAUAGAAACAGAGAAGAGCGAUUAUGAGGAAGGUUAUGCUGAGGAGGUCUCGGAUGAUAAUAUCCUAGACAAAGUGAAACAGAAGUUAGCUCAAUUAGAUAUGCCUGAGUCAAACAGCACCCAAAUGGGCGAACCAAGUUGGGAUUUCGGUAACUCGAUGCUUACUCAAACUCAAGUCAUACAUAAGGAAGUGCAACCCAAUCAUCAUCUUCCACAAUUGGACCUUAAUGACGUGGAAAUCGAACAAGAAACACAGCUGACUACCUUAAAGUCUCCUCUGUUGCAACCAUCAUCUCCAAUUGGAGAAUAUGAAGAUGAAACCCAAGUUAUCCCCCUUCUGAAAGAGGAUAGAAUGGCCAAGAUCUCUAAACUUGCUGAACUCAAGCGUGAACAGAGGCUAGCCAAGGAAAAGGAAGCAAAUGAGGAACAAAUGGAACGUAAACAUGAAAGCGAAUCACUCCUCGCUGAUAUCACACACACCACAUUGACAGACGAAGAAGAGGAUUUGCUAGAAGCAAAUCAAAGUGUUGUAUCGUCCGACUUGAAGAACCCUUCCGAUAAAAACUUGAAAGAAAUUGAAGAAUUUCUUCAAAUACAGAAAAGAUCUAGAAACUUACAACCCCAAUUUAAGAAGAAGAACGUUUUCACUGCUGAAAAUUUACUUCAGGAAUUCAAUGAUGAUGAAAAUGACGAAGAGCAGAGUGAAACUGAGUCUAAUAUUGGACUUCAUGAUGACCCCGAGAAUAAGAAUAGCCCUAUAACUUCACCAGUGAAAAACAAGGCAGAAAGAAAAUAUGACGACUUGGAAGACGAUAAUCAUGGACACCUACCAUCUGAUCCCAUCUCAGAGUACGCACAUAACUUGAAAACUCAGCUUUUGUCUUCCCCCUCGAAAAAAGAGUAUAAUGAGCCGAAAAUGAUUGAUUUGGAUAGCGACGAUGAUAGCAAUGGUGGGCUGGACGCUUAUGAUGAUAAGGAGAAUAAUGAAAUUCCUGCCCUUACAAAGGACGAAAUUUUACACAUCAAACAGAAAUACUUAUUGAAAAAGAUUAGUAGCAAUCCCAAGUCUAAAUUGAACCACUUACCUAAGAGUAUUAGAAAUUCUAUCAACAAUCAACAGAGGCAUAAUGAAUCCAAAAUCUUGAUAAAUAAUUUACAGCGAGCUAAUAUUAAUCAAUUGCAAGUUCAUAAAAAAUUCAGUCCGCUUCAUGAUGAAUUGAUUGAAAUGGAAAAGGAUGAAGAAGUCAUGGGAUCCUUAUUGGAAAGAGAGUUGGAACGAGUGAGGAACAUAAGGAAGAAAGAGAAACUAAUGGAGAAAGCAAAGAAUGCGCUAUUGAACGGAGAUGUUGAAUCAGGGUAUGAUAACAACGAGCAAAAUGAAGAUGUACCAGAUAGUGACUUUGAUCAAUCUUUCAAUGAAGAUGAAGACGAAGAUGAAGACGAUGAAGACGAUGGUGAUGAUGAUGAUGAAGUUGAAGAUAAAGAACUUAAAUCUCUGCAAGACUAUCAGGGUAUUGAUGACCUCAAAAGUAAAAGAAAGUCAAAAAGAGUCAUACUUUCAGAUGAUGACGAGGAAAGGAAGGAUGAUAGUUACAUGUUUGGUGCAAAGAGUAAUGACAAUGAAGAAAGCCUCAAUGCCCAUCAUGAAGGAUACAUCACGACCGGUAGCAGUGAAAAUAUUACCCCUACUACUAUAAUUGAUGACAUUCCUAUCGAGUCGCAGAAGUACGAGUUAUUUCAAAACUUAAAGGGGAGGAUAGACUCAACAAACAGUGAAACCCAAAAAUCAGAAUUUUUAGACCUCGAAGAUAUAAGUCAUCUCAGAGUUCCAUCGUUCCAAGAAAUAGAAUCUCAGAAGGAUGCUCAAGUUCUCACUCAACCUGAUACUACUCUUGCAACGCAAAUUGAUGGUCAAACUCAGAGGCUCCUGCAAGUCUCCAAAAACUAUGAGGAUGAUGAUGAUGACAUCACCCCAGCCAAUGUUAGAAAAGGUAGGAUUCUUAUAAGGAGGAACAACAUAUCUGAUAUUGAAGAGGAAGAUGAGCAACAAGAAAAAGAAGAAGAGGAGGAAGAAAUACCCAUGAACGAAGAAGAAGUGCAGGCUCAAAUUAAGUUGUAUGAACAGAAAAUGAGACGUCAAGAAUUGAAACUGAGAAAGAAAAGAAAAGAGAUGGAAAGAAAGGGUUUGAAGGACAUAGUUCAGGGUGAAGCUGAAGAAUCUGAAGAUGAAUGGCAUGGUUUGGGUGGAAUUGAUGCAGAACUUUCUGAUGAACAGGCGAAUUCCGAAGAUGAAAAGAUGAUUGAUAAUAAUUUCAAUAUUGAUUUGAAUGACGAAGAAGUUAGACGGAAAUUUAUGGAACAAUAUCAAAUCAAAGAUAAAAAGGAUUUGGAAAAAUUGCUUGAUGAUAUAAAGAAUCAUAAACUUACCAAGAGAAUUGGAUCAAAGAAUGGAUUCGACAUAGAAUUGAGUGACGAAGAAGACGAAUUACUCACUGCUUAUCGAAAACAAAGAAUGAUUGAACAAAGGGAAAGACUCAUGGAGAAUAAAAAGAUUCAAGAGCUUGCAAAAAACGAAAAGUCUAAAGCAUUUUUCACGUCUAUCCAAGAUUCCACUUUAGCUGUGAAAAUCGACAAUGAUGAAGAAAGGAAAACAGACUCUGAAGUUGAAAGUGCUGUUGAAGAAGGAGAGGAAUCGGAGAAAGAACUUGCUAUGGAGUUAGACACCAAGAAAAGGAAAACAAUUAAACUUAAGGAAUCAUUUGUUCAAAAACAAUUGUCAUUCCUUAGAACUAUGGGUGAUGACGAAGAAGAAGUCGAAUAUUUCAAACAGCAAAGAAUUUCUAAUAGACAGUAUGGGUUCGAUUCUGAUGAAGAAAAUUUGGAAGAUCUCCAGACAAUGAAGAGAAGAUGCAUGGAAAGCUUAGUACAAGGUAAGAAUUCAAAUAGUAGGAUAUCAAGUAUUAUUGAUGAUCGUGGUCGCCAAAAUAGUGCAGAAGCUGAAGAUACAGAUGCUGACCAAGAUGAAGAUGAUUCAGAGUUUAUCCCAAGUUUCAAAAGACCUUCUCUCGUUAAAUCAUUCAGGUCUAGCAAUGAAAUUGAAGUUGGUUCAUUUACUGGAGUAACCAUUAGAAAGCAUUAUAAAGCUGCAAAUGGAUCAAAUGCCUCAAUCUCAGGUGCUUCAUCUAACUCACUUAAAAAAGCAGCUGCAAAGACAAGUAGUUUGAAGGAAAAACGAAUCUCAAGAAGUAUAUCAAAUUCAAGAAAUGGAAGUGGACUAUUCCAAAGUAAUGGAUUUGAAAACUCAUGA
Dujonia railenensis is the source of this 3411-nucleotide messenger RNA. NCBI's taxonomy places the organism in Eukaryota, Fungi, Ascomycota, Pichiomycetes, Serinales, Debaryomycetaceae. The record is from the annotation of a GenBank genome assembly.